Populus nigra (black poplar) is the source of this 1765-nucleotide messenger RNA. Its product is annotated as O-fucosyltransferase 37. The transcript is spliced from 6 exons. Lineage: Eukaryota; Viridiplantae; Streptophyta; Magnoliopsida; Malpighiales; Salicaceae. Gene Ontology annotation, cellular component: cytoplasm. The record is from RefSeq and is a predicted model, not a curated record. The coding region runs from base 86 to 1765 and encodes 559 amino acids.
CAAGAAUCACAAGAAGAAGUCACCCAAAUCAAACAAGGCGCAAAAUAUUCCAAGUUGCCAAGAAAUUAGCACAAGCAGAGCUUCAAUGGCGAAAUCAAGAAACAUCAAGAACCCAAUCUUUACACUGACCCCAUCACCAGUUUAUCACUUGCUCUCUGCCUCUCCAUUCACUUCUCUUCUUUUCUCUCCCAAGAAAAGCCCGAGGAACUACAACAAACUCUUGACACCACCAACUCUAUGCUUAAUUUCACUUCUUGUUUCCUUGACUCUCUUUGGAGUUUCCAUUCUUGGCUUCACAUCCAAUUCUCAUGAUUCACUUCCAUGCUCUCUAAACUCUCCAUCUUCUCUUUCAUUUCCUUCUAUGUCCAUUUCGUCAAUGCUUUUGACCUCCCUUUCUUCUGUUGUUCCCAAGAAUGUGGAAGAUGAGCCAAGAAUGGCAAAGAGUUUAAUGGCGCCAUUACCACUGCAGCCCGUUACUGGCAAUUUGUCAAAAGAGGAGAAAGAGUUUUGGGAGCAACCGGAUGGAGAAGGGUACAAGCCAUGCUUGGAUUUUAGUCUCAAGUAUCGAAAGGCAUCUGCGAGAAUUUCAAAGGAGAGAAGGAGGUUCUUGGUGGUGGUAGCCUCCGGGGGGUUGAACCAGCAGAGGAAUCAGAUUGUUGAUGCUGUUGUCAUUGCAAGAAUUCUUGAAGCAGCUUUGGUUGUUCCUGUUUUGCAGGUUAAUCCAAUUUGGGGCGAUGAGAGUGAAUUCUCGGAGAUUUUCAAUGUUGAGCAUUUCAAGAGAGUUUUACGAGCUGAUGUACGAAUUGUAUCGUCCCUUCCCUCCACACAUUUGAUGUCAAGGCAGUCCAUUGAAAACCAAAUUCCUUAUGAUGUUUCACCAUAUUGGAUUCGUGCCAGGUUCUCCAGACUGCUGAAUGAAGAAGGCCUUCUUAUACUAAAAGCAUUAGACUCCAAACUUUCCAAGAAUCUCCCCCCCGAUCUGCAGAAGCUGCGAUGCAAGGUAGCUUUCCAUGCAUUGAGAUUUGCGGCACCAAUACAGGAUCUCGGGAACAGGCUUUCAAAGAGAAUGUGGAUUGAAGGUCCGUAUAUUGCCCUCCAUCUCAGGUUAGAGAAGGAUAUCUGGGUCAGAAGUGGAUGUCUCAGCAGUUUAGGCCCAGAAUAUGACAAAAUCAUCGCCAGAUCACGGGAGUCUCAACCUGAAUACCUUACAGGAAGGUUGAACAUGAACCAUGUCCGGCGAAGACUUGCUGGCCUAUGUCCCCUUAGUGCACUAGAAAUUGCAAGGUUUUUAAAGGCUUUAGGAGCACCAAGCACUGCUCGAAUAUACAUUGCUGGAGGAGAGCCAUUUGGUGGCAGCCUGGCUCUGCAACCACUGAUUGCCGAAUUCCCAAACGUAAUAACAAAGGAGAUAUUGGCAAGAGGAGGUGAACUGUCACCAUUUAUCAAGAAGGCCUCAGCUCUGGCUGCUAUAGACUACAUCAUCUCAUUAAGCAGCAAUGUCUUUAUACCUUCCCAUGGAGGAAACUUCGGUCGAGUCAUGCAGGGUCACCGUGCUUAUGCUGGUCAUAAGAAACACAUAAGGCCUAACAAGCGAGCCAUGCUUCCUGUAUUCGAAAACUCCACCUUCGAAUUCGGAAGCAUCAUCAGGACGCUGCACAAGAAAUCUCAGGGCCAACCUGAGCCGAGGACUAACAAGAGAGACCGAGAUGUGAUUGCAUAUCCAGUUCCUGAAUGUAUGUGCAAGCACCGAACACCAAUUUUUUGA